Messenger RNA from Penaeus indicus, 655 nucleotides. RefSeq names its product 14 kDa phosphohistidine phosphatase-like. NCBI's taxonomy places the organism in Eukaryota, Metazoa, Arthropoda, Malacostraca, Decapoda, Penaeidae. Gene Ontology annotation, molecular function: protein histidine phosphatase activity. The coding region runs from base 20 to 475 and encodes 151 amino acids. The transcript has 3 exons. Gene Ontology annotation, biological process: peptidyl-histidine dephosphorylation. The record is from RefSeq and is a predicted model, not a curated record. Gene Ontology annotation, cellular component: cytosol.
CCGCGGUCCGAGGGAGAAGAUGCUCGGGUUGUUUACGAAGUCGCAGCUGAUUCAGGUCCCGGCACGUCUUGCUUCCUCGAGGUUGUGUCAGAUAUCAACAAAGAUGUCCUCCGCAAAAUUGGAUCAGGUAGAAGAUGUGGACAUCGACACAGGUCGCUUCAAGUAUAUUUUGAUCAAAGUUCAUGACUCCCCAGAAGGAGGACCUGAAGUCACCAAGCAUAUCGUGAGAGGGUACUGUUCAGCAGGUUUCCAUGCUGAUGUGUAUGACAAGGUUGUGCCUGGAAUUGAAGCCAAGGGACUGGAUUGCGAGUGCGUCGGAGGAGGUCGUAUUCUGCACGAGCCAGACAAUAAAAGCAUUGAAGUUUUUGGCUACUCUCAAGGUUAUGGAAAGGCUGAUCAUUCAGUAUCUGUUGAGCUGCUGAAGAAGAAAUACCCUGACUAUGCCAAAAUUACUUUCUCCAAUGAUGGUUAUUAGAAGGAUAAUUUUCCUGAUUAUGUCUUCAAUGUAUUGAAUAGAUGUUUAAAUGUACCUUAAUUUGGCACCAAAUGUUUGUUUUGAAAAAAAGAAAGAAAGAAAAGGAUAGGAUAUCUUAAACAUGUUUUUUCAACCAAAAAAUGUACCAGUGAUAAAGGUGAAUAAAUGUUUGCAAUUUUA